AUGUUGCUCAAAGAUGGUAUCGGCGCUGUUCGAAACUCGAUGCCAUUCAGUGGUACCAGCCGUUCGCCUCCACCGCCGAUAGCGCAUUUGUCUUCGAGAACCUCAGUCGCUCAGACAUCGGAGCUCAACCCCACCGUCCAAUCAGGCACGCCCAAUACACCACCCCACACGCCUGCUACAAGCCUGCCAUCUCCGAGCAUGGGGUCGUUUGUCACAGCUGCAACACUCAGAUCAAACAAUGUCCCGUCGAAUAUCUCGCCCGACCAUCCCGCUUUCCUAUCGUGCGUCACCAAUAUUCGGACCGGCGUGCAAGGCAUAGAGCUUCAUAGUCUAGGUCACAGCGAUGGCAUCGCCGAUAUACACUGCCUCUUUUGUCUGAUCGAGGAUGAGGGAGACGCAAAGGAAACAGUGGUCCUACGCUGCAUACAGUGCGGCGCUUUGUCACAUCUCGGUGGCCAUGAGGGUGCCCUAGAGGCUUUCAUUCGUUCGAGCGGAGCCCUAGAGCGCGGGACGGGCGCAUGCGCUAGCCAUGCAGCCUCAGAAACGGAUCCUUUGCCUACCCACGUCGCAGGAGCCGUAGUGCCCGAUCCAGCUGCUUGA
Penicillium angulare is the source of this 600-nucleotide messenger RNA. RefSeq lists its product as uncharacterized. The transcript has 2 exons. NCBI's taxonomy places the organism in Eukaryota, Fungi, Ascomycota, Eurotiomycetes, Eurotiales, Aspergillaceae. The record is from RefSeq and is a predicted model, not a curated record. Bases 1 to 600 code for a protein of 199 amino acids.